GAAAUUUCGACAUCCUCUUGAUCCAACCUCGUUCAACUAACCCUCGGCAGGAAAUUUUCUGACCUCAAGCCGCAAAAAUGGGUGCCCUCAAGUAUGUCGAAGAGCUCCAGAAGAAGAAGCAGUCCGACCUGGUCCGCUUCCUUCUCCGUGUGCGCUGCUGGGAAUACCGUCAACUGAACGUUAUCCACCGCGCCUCCCGCCCUUCGCGCCCCGACAAGGCUCGCCGUCUGGGCUACAAGGCCAAGCAGGGCUACGUUAUCUACCGUGUCCGCGUCCGCCGUGGUGGCCGCAAGCGCCCUGCCCCCAAGGGUGCCACCUAUGGCAAGCCCACCAACCAGGGUAUCAACCAGCUCAAGUACCAGCGCUCCCUCAAGGCCACCGCCGAGGAGCGUGUCGGUCGCCGCUGCGCUAACCUGCGCGUCCUGAACUCCUACUGGGUUAACCAGGACUCUACCUACAAGUACUACGAGGUCAUCCUCGUCGACCCUAGCCACAAGGCCAUCCGCAUCGACCCCCGCAUCAACUGGAUCGUCAACCCCGUCCACAAGCACCGCGAGGCUCGUGGCCUCACCGCCACCGGCAAGCGCUCCCGUGGUCUCAACAAGGGCCACCGCUACAACAAGACCACCGCCGGCCGCAGAAAGACCUGGAAGAGACACAACACCCUGUCCCUGUGGCGCUACAGGUAAACGCUCUCUGCUGGAAAGCGGAAGCGUUGACGACUGGGGUGGCUUCUUUGCGGUGGCUGCAAUCCUGGAUAUCAUCCUUCUUCCAGGAGUGCUUUCUUCGCGAGAAGCUUCUUUGGCUGUCUUCGGUCUUCUUUUUUUUUUUUUAUACUGUGACAGCAGAAGUGUAUUUUGCGGGCAGGAAAGAAAAAAAAAUAUCAUGGAGGUAGCCUGGAAAGAUCGGAGUUUAAAAACAAACAAAAGGCCAAAAAGGACGCUACUUUUCUUCCUUGGUAGUUCAUUUAACAAUGGAAAUGGCAUGAACACUUUUCCGAUGAUUAAUAUUUCGGAAAUGCGAUGAUAUCUCUCUUAUUUUUCUUUUUUUCAAAAAAAAUUUCCUAUGUAGAAAGCAAUUGUGACUUUUCACUCUUCCAACAUCUUGCCCCUGUGUGUUGUCUGUCCCCUUUUAAGCUGUCAGUGUGUUUCCCUACGUAAGAUACAAAGUAUUUGCUCAUUUUCUACGUAAAAGGCAAUUGUGGCUUUUCACUCUUCAACAUCUCCUGCCAUUAUCUGUUGUUCCCUUAUUCAUUAUGAUAUCCUCCCUUUUUAACCUUGAAAAGUAAAUCACAAUACACGUCACACACUUAGAGGAGAAAACGUCAUAUGCAGUGCCCAAUCCACUUCAAUUGAUAUAUAGCAAAACGAUUUCUUGUCUCUAAAUACAAUCCAGAAAGCAAUGAGCAUUUGUCUCGUUACGACCCCUGCACGCAAAAUCCCCAAAGCAUGCCAGCCUCGAUCCAGAAGAAAGCUUGUCUUAUCUUACUCCCUCCAUCAUCGUGAAAUCGAACUCCCCCAAGUGAAAAAACCCGAAUUCAAAUGGCUCCAAUUUUGUCCGUCUCUCUGUCUCCAUUCUCUGUCUCCCUCUCUCUCAAAAAAAACAUAAUACAAGCCGCGCGCAAACUGCAGGCAAUUUUUUGCAGAAACGUGAGGGGGAAAAAAGGCAAAAGGGAAAAAGGCAAAGGCAAAGGAAGAAGAGAGCGAGCCCACCACAUCCAGCUACCUAAGCUUGUGCAUCGGCGGCAUUACCAGUUCCUUAAGUCCCAGCCAAAAUCCAGCCGUUGCAUAAAGUCUGAAUUUCCUCCACUGGUCUUGUAAAGAUCCAAUGUUUAGAUACCAUUGUCACUUAAUUGAACAAUCCAACAAUCUCCAAGCGAACUGGGAAGUUGAUCCAUUCAACAAACCAGAUACAUAACCCCAAUGAAAAUCCAGCAGCUUUCCAAAGAGGCAUCCGGAUCACAAAAUCCAACGUAUGCCGCUGUAAUGGCUGUCUGCAGUGGUAAAUGAAAGAAUAAAAAGAAACCUAUUCCAUGUGGCAAAGCUGAAAACUGAGGAGAGAAAAACACAUCAAAUGACAAUAGAAGAAUGGAAAGAGAAGAAGAAGAAGACGAAAGGAAAUCAAAAAGAAAAAGAAAAAGGUAAAAUUCCAUCGCCGGAACCAAUACCGGGAGCGCGGCAACGAUCAAAAGACACAAGUAUAGACGAAGACUUGGACUAGCUCGCCUGUGUAUGUGUUCUCGAAUCGU
Messenger RNA from Trichoderma atroviride IMI 206040, 2248 nucleotides. Its product is annotated as 60S ribosomal protein eL15. Gene Ontology annotation, cellular component: ribosome; cytosolic large ribosomal subunit. Gene Ontology annotation, molecular function: structural constituent of ribosome; RNA binding. Gene Ontology annotation, biological process: cytoplasmic translation. The record is from RefSeq and is a predicted model, not a curated record. Lineage: Eukaryota; Fungi; Ascomycota; Sordariomycetes; Hypocreales; Hypocreaceae.